AGUCAGUCGCUGGUCAGUGUAGAGUGACAGUGUUUGCAGGUUGCUGUUGUUCAUGAAAUAGGGACAACGUGGCAGAGCAUAUUUCCUAGUGCUGUACUAAGUAAAGCAAACAGAUUUGCCAGAAUAAUUUUAUUUAACGGGGAAAGAAGACACGGUUCUAAUAUAUGACAGUUGUGUGGCGUGUAAGAGAAAUGCUAAGUUUUAUAGCGUAUGAAAACUUUCACCUGUAUUUCGUAGGCUAUUGGAGUUACAUACUCUAGCGUCUGGCAAGUAAUGGAAACCAGUUGUAUUUGACAGCUGGCGAAUGACAUGUGGCAGUUACAUGAAAAUCUCUUGUAAUUUACGAAAAAUUUGUAACGUAAUGUGUUAUGCAGUGUGCGUGAUACUGUGUCAGGUGAAAUCUGUAAUCACUGAUACAUGAAAUUUUCUGUUACCGUGCUCAGUUGAAUCGGGUGAGAUAAUCUUAGUAUUAAGCAUACGAAAACCCGGACAUAUUGUAUGCAGUCAUACAUUUGGCACUGUGCGAGGUAGAAAUAUGCUAAUUGUUUAUUGACAGCAAUCGAGCAAUAUGUACGUAUGUAUUAUCACGUCUGGAAGUCGUUAACCAUUUACUUCCAGAUUUGUGAAAUUGUAGGACUACUGGCAAGGUUAACUCUUCGUAUUUUGACGUAGAUUUCGCGUUUCUCAAAUUUUAUUUCAGUAAGGUUAGAUUGGCUUAGUCAAUUUUGUGUGAAUUAUGUAGGUCUGAUAAGCGUAAAUAAUAAAUUAAUUUUGGGAGAACUUUGGCGGAAAUUACGUGGGUGCAUAGGCCUACUAUAGAGGCCCAUAUGUAUGGUUACUGCGAUUGUUCCAAAUUCUGAUUUGCAAAGUAUGUCAUUCCAGUUCACGCCAUGAAAUGUUGAUUUCAGCACGGUUCACUGAACUCUUGCCCCAUGUAUGCAGACCCAGUGCAUUCAGAAUGUUUCCUCCCGGCGCCCUGUUAACGUACAAAGUAGCUGAAAGGUAGCAUGAACGAAUCCGGCUUUGCAGAGCAUUGCCGUCUUAAAAUAUGAGAAUGAAAAUUGAACGAAUAAACAUGUGCUGGAAGGAGCAAAUGUAACGUAGUCGUUUUGAACUGAAGAUUCUUAUUAGCCCACUAAUGGAAAAUAAAACUGAAGAGAAUGUAGGAGCUAAUGAAUUAGUUAGAAAAAACAAUCCUGUGAAAAGAACUCGCGUACCCGAUCUGACCGACGAGGAUAUAGAAGAGGACUACGAAUCUUUGGAGUAUGAAGAAGACUGCUAUUAUUCAUACGUAGCAGAAUCAGGAACGCCAAGUUUUGACCAUUGUUGGCCCGAAGAUGGAAAUUUCGUUGAAAAUUUGCCUGCAUCUGGACUAGAUGAUUCACUGGCAGCCGAAGUGGACCCUUUUUGCGUUGAAGCUGAAUUUUAUUCAAAACCCGCCAGCAGAAAAGCGAGAAGUGUGAGAGUGACAUUUCAAGACCUUUCUAAACCGUACUUCGCAAAAGUCAGCAGUCCCCGCAACUACAGGCGUUUUCUGCAGUUGGUGAAAGCUGAGGAGGCACCGGUUGACAUGUCCCCAGACUCAGGUAUUAAUGAACUACAUGGAUUAACCCCUGAGGAGCAGGAGCGUCAACGCCAGGAAUGGCAACAGGAACUUACAAUGGUUGAACAGGAGAUCCAAACACUUCGCCAGGUUCUUGCAUCAAAAGUGAAGAUGUCACAGGAACUGAAGCGGAAGCUGGGCAUCAGUGUUUGGAAGGAAUUCCAAGAUGACAUGUCACAGGGUAUUCGCAAUGUCAAGGAGUCCAAUGUAUAUCAAAAUGUUGAAGGCAAGAUAGAACAAAUUAGCAAAGCAGUCACUGAUGCACCAAUGUAUCAGAAAACAGAAUCUGUAAUUAAGACAACAGCAGAGAAAACUACAUCUAUUCUGGGUGGAUUUGGAUCAUCUGUAAGCACGAAGCUUGGACAGCUCAAGAAUUCAGAAUCAUUCCGCUCUCUUGAGGAGAAAGUUGGUUCAGCAUACGAGAAUGUUAAGUUGGUUUCAAGUGAUUUGACAGAAGUGCAGAAAUGGCUAUGUUACGAUGCUGCUCGUAACCACUUGGAGUGCUAUGAGUGCAAAGGAGAGGUUUUCUUACGCCGUACCAUUACGCUGGAUGAGACAUGGGCGAAAUCGUAUCAGAAAACAGAAUCUGUAAUUAAGACAACAGCAGAGAAAACUACAUCUAUUCUGGGUGGAUUUGGAUCAUCUGUAAGCACGAAGCUUGGACAGCUCAAGAAUUCAGAAUCAUUCCGCUCUCUUGAGGAGAAAGUUGGUUCAGCAUACGAGAAUGUUAAGACAAAAGUUGUGACAUCACGUUCCAGUUCUACUCAAAGCUUUGAUGAAGCUCUGCGAGAGGCAGAGGCAAAUCGCAAAGCCAACAAUGGAUCUGUGGCCACACCAGCAACUACUCCUACCAUACCAGAAGACAGGCCUCUCUCCUAAGCUAUUUACAAACUUCUGAUGCCGCUUGCAAACACUGGGUUUGAAUGACACAUCAUGUGAUGAACUAUUUGAACUCUUCCACCUCAUUCUUAGUAUCUCAUUGAGCUUCAGUAUAGGGUGUACAGUAAGUAUUCAGAUGGGAUUACAGCAAAUUCAAAAGCCUAGCUGAUUGUAUAUUUCCUAGAUUUAUGGCAGAGGUUUAAAUAUCAAAACAGUUUUUGCAUUUGGCAUAUUGGUAAGGAAGUAUAAUUUCACUCUAUUGACUGUUCAAGAACUUACCAUCCAAUGGGCCUUGCUUUAAAGCCUUUAUUAAUAAGAUAUCAUUUUUCUAUAUAAUCUUUGUGAGACAGUUAUAUUGUAUCAAGCAUAUAUUUUCACAAGUUAAAGUUAACUAUGUAAGAUUUGAGG
Molecule: messenger RNA, 2890 nt
Organism: Cryptotermes secundus
Lineage: Eukaryota; Metazoa; Arthropoda; Insecta; Blattodea; Kalotermitidae
Exons: 9
Coding region: 1139-2482 (447 amino acids)
Cellular component (GO): cytoplasm
Source: RefSeq, a predicted model, not a curated record